AUGGCCGACUCCGAUGGCGAGUAUGUCGAGAACGACAUGUCGGACGACGACCUCAUGGACCAUCGAGUCACCGAUGGCGACCCCCAGGCAGCCAAGGGAAAAUCUGCCCGCGGCCGCAAAGCAGAUGCCGCGCGGUCCUGGGAGAAGUCGAAGCGUACAUGGGAGACGAACCUGCCCGAGGAGGACGGCGACGGCAUCCUCAACCUAUCGACCCUCGAGGCCGAGAAGCGAAAGCGCCUGCUGCGGGACACGACGCCCCUGCAGCGAGGCAUCAUCCGUCACCUGGUCCUUGUGCUGGACAUGUCGUUUGCCAUGGCCGAGAAGGAUCUGCUGCCCACGCGCUACCGCCUGACCCUGAACUACGCCGCCGCCUUCGUCCGCGAGUUCUUCGAGCAGAACCCCAUCUCGCAGCUAGGCAUCAUCGGCAUGCGUGACGGAGUCGCCGUGCGGAUCAGCGACGUGGGCGGCAACCCGAGCGAACACCUGGAGCGAUUGAAGGGGUUGGAGAAUCAGGACCCCCAGGGGAACCCGAGUCUGCAGAACGCCCUGGAGAUGUGUCGAGGUGCUCUAUUCCAUGCACCAUCCCACGGCACGCGAGAAGUCCUCAUCAUCUACGGCGCUCUGCUGUCUAGCGACCCCGGCGAUAUCCACGAGACGAUUGGAAACCUCAUCACCGACCGAAUGCGGGUGUCCAUCGUCGGCCUCUCCGCCCAGGUGGCCAUCUGCGCAGAGCUCUGCUCACGCACCAACGCCGGCGAUGAGUCGCAGUAUAACAUCGCCAUGGACGAGGUCCACUACCGCGAGCUCUUCCUGGCCGCCACGACGCCUCCCGUUACGCGGACCCAGGAGCACAGUACUGCCAGCCUGCUCAUGAUGGGCUUCCCGUCUCGUACGCUCGCCCCCGACGGCACCACGAGCUACUGCGCCUGCCACAAUAAGCCCUUCCGUGAAGGAUACCUCUGCACCCGCUGCGGCUCCCGUGUCUGCCGUCUACCCGCAGAGUGUCCCUCCUGCGGCCUCACCCUCAUCCUGUCCACCCAUCUGGCGCGGUCCUACCACCAUCUCUUCCCGUUGCGCAACUGGGUCGAGGUCUCCUGGGCCAAGGCUGCCAAGUCCGCCGCCUGCUUCUCCUGCCUGGCACCGUUCCCCGAGCCGCCCAAGACAAAAGGCCUCGACAAGUCCAAGGACGAUUCUGCCCGUCCGGCGGCCAAGGGUGUUAGCGAGAGCGGGCGUUAUGCCUGCGAGGUGUGCAAGGAGCACUUCUGCAUCGACUGCGAUGUGUUCGCCCACGAGGUUAUCCACAACUGCCCAGGAUGCCAGAGCAAGACCCAGAUUGCCCCGGCCGCGUCGACUGAGGUGAAUGGCAAUGGCCACACCAACGGGGAUGUGAUCAUGAGCUAG
Ilyonectria robusta is the source of this 1401-nucleotide messenger RNA. RefSeq names its product Ssl1-like-domain-containing protein. The coding region runs from base 1 to 1401 and encodes 466 amino acids. Gene Ontology annotation, biological process: nucleotide-excision repair; DNA-templated transcription; regulation of transcription by RNA polymerase II. Gene Ontology annotation, cellular component: transcription factor TFIIH core complex; transcription factor TFIIH holo complex. The transcript is spliced from 2 exons. The record is from RefSeq and is a predicted model, not a curated record. Lineage: Eukaryota; Fungi; Ascomycota; Sordariomycetes; Hypocreales; Nectriaceae. Gene Ontology annotation, molecular function: zinc ion binding.